AGGCAGCGGGAGCGGCUCCCCGACCGCGGGCAGCACCAUGAGUGAACAGAGUAUCUGCCAAGCACGAGCUGCUGUAAUGGUCUACGAUGAUGCCAACAAGAAAUGGGUACCAGCUGGUGGAUCAACCGGAUUCAGCCGAGUUCACAUAUAUCAUCACACAGGCAACAACACAUUCAGAGUAGUGGGCAGGAAGAUUCAGGAUCAUCAGGUGGUAAUAAAUUGUGCCAUUCCAAAAGGGCUGAAGUACAAUCAGGCUACACAGACCUUCCACCAGUGGCGUGAUGCUAGGCAGGUGUAUGGUCUGAAUUUUGGCAGCAAAGAAGAUGCCAAUGUCUUCGCAAGUGCCAUGAUGCAUGCCUUAGAAGUAUUAAAUUCACAGGAAGCUGGUCCUACAUUGCCUCGACAGAAUUCACAGCUUCCCUCUCAAGUACAAAAUGGUCCAUCACAAGAAGAAAUGGAAAUCCAGAGAAGGCAGUUGCAAGAGCAACAGAGGCAGAAGGAGCUGGAACGGGAGAGGCUGGAUCGUGAACGGAUGGAACGGGAGAGGCUGGAGAGAGAGAGGCUAGAAAGGGAAAGACUGGAAAGAGAGCGCCUGGAGCAGGAGCAGCUGGAGAGAGAACGGCAAGAAAGGGAGCGGCAAGAGCGCCUAGAAAGGGAGAGACAAGAGAAGGAGAGGCAGGACCGGGAGAGACUGGAACGACUGGAACGGGAGAGGCAAGAAAGAGAACGGCAAGAACAGUUGGAAAGGGAACAGUUGGAAUGGGAAAGAGAGAGAAGAAUUUCAAAUGCUGCUACCCCUGCCUCUGUUGAGAACUCUCUAAACUCUGUGCUGGGAGACUCCUCUGCUUCUGAGCCAGUCUUGCAGGCAGCCUCUCAGCCGGUUGAAGCUCCGACCCAGCAGGGUGUUGUCCAAGGACCACCUGCACCUCCUCCUCCACCUCCCCUGCCACCCGGCCCAGCUCAGUCUUCAGUGGCAGCGCCACCUCCUCCUGGCCCCCCACCACCUCCUCCGCUCCCACCUUCGGGGCCGCCGCCGCCGCCACCGCCGCCUCCUCCGCUGCCCAGCCAAGUUCCUCCCGUUCCCCUGCCCCCUCCUGCUCCCCCCCUGCCAGCCUCGGGCUUCUCUGCGGGCUUCGUGUCCGAAGAUAAUCGCCCUUUAACUGGACUAGCAGCUGCACUUGCUGGAGCCAAACUUAGGAAAGUCUCACGGGGUGAAGACUCCUCCAGUUCGAGUGGAGGAGGAGGAGGCUCUGCUUCAUCCAAAACAGACGGUGGCCGUGGAAAUGGACCCCUUCCCUUGGGAGGCAGUGGGUUGAUGGAAGAAAUGAGCGCCCUGCUGGCCAGGAGGAGAAGAAUUGCUGAAAAGGGAUCAACAGAACCAGAGCAAAAAGAAGAUAAGGCUGAAGAAUCAGAGUCUUCAUCUUCUAAGGUUUCUUCAACAAGCACACCUGAACUAACAAGAAAGCCUUGGGAAAGGACAAAUACAGUGAAUGGAAGCAAGUCACCUGUUAUUUCCAGACCAAAAUCUACACCAACGGGACAGCCCAGUGCCAACGGCGUACAGUCAGAAGGUCUAGAUUAUGACAGAUUGAAGCAGGACAUUUUAGAUGAAAUGAGGAAGGAGUUAACGAAAUUAAAGGAAGAACUCAUUGAUGCUAUCAGGCAGGAACUCAGCAAGUCCAAUACUGCAUAGAAAGACUCGUACUAAGCUGAUGUGACUCUUUAACUUGAUAUAAAACUGACUACGUUUUGUGAGCUGUUAGAAGAAAAUGGAGACAGACAGACAGACACUUGGAAGGAGGGAGAAACAACCUAUUCUGAAAAAGCUUCAGACACAUCACUCUGGUGAUAAUGCUAUUCCCCUCCUAGUUUGCAGCUUUUUUCUGACCUUUACAGCAGGGUGGAAAAGACUCUUAAAGUUACUGUAAUGAUUAUGCAGAAAUUCCUACAUCUAUCAGACAAGAUCACAGUGCUUUGAAGUCUACUCAUGUCAAGAUAAAAUUGCACAUGUUUCAGAAUUUGUUGUUAAGACAAAAAAAAAAACAGGGAAAAGCUUGGGAAGGCUUUUCAGAGAGGUUUUCUUUAUUAAUGAAGGAGUUAGCAAGUUAUACUGUUGUACUUCAAAUGUAUCUCAGGUUUGUCUUCCUAUCAUAUCUGAUAUUUCCAUGAGUAAUUUAAGAGAUCAGAUGUGUAGAGGUUCGGUUCACAAGACAAGGAACAAUUAGAGACGCGUGCUUUUAAAGGGCAAUAUUUGUAAGUAAGGGUGACCUAGACGGUGAUGACAUAUCAAGAUUUUGGAAUUUUAUGAUAGGAAGCCUCUCUAGUUAGCCUUCAUGCAAUUUUCUAGGAAAAUAAAAAGAAAAAAAAGCAAAUACAGUCCAGAGUUUAAAGAUGUAGAUGCCUUCCUACAUUGUUACGAUGCUUUACCAAAUCUAAGACUUCGACAUAAAGCGAAUCAGCAGUCAAAUGUAAAUCAUUAGUAUGUUGUAGAUUUACAGUAGAUUUUGGGGCUUUUUUUAGAUUUAUGCAUGUGGACAUUUUGUAAUGUAACACAACACAGCCAGCUUUUUAAUUAAAAGAAAAAUUGCAUGUCACAGAGUAGCCUUUUCAUUUGUAAGGCUUAAUUUAUGCCCAGAAAGAUGUGGGAAGAGGGAGGGGGAAGGUGACACAUUUUUAUUACUUUCUACACUUUUUCUUCAUCUUACAUGCAUGUGUAAUAAUGAGGAAAACAUGACUUUUAUCAGUAACCAUGUUAAUGGAACCAGGUACUUGAUCCUUUUGUAUCUUUUUUCAGUUUUCUAUUUGAAAUUCAGUAAUAACUUCCAAUAAUUGUUCUGAAACUCCCAGGUGAACCGAACUUGUUUCUCAGUGAGAGAAAAACGUUGUAGGCAUCUGACUUGCUGAGGAUGCCCUGUGUAAGUGCGUUGUCCUUCACCUUUUCACCAUGACUCUGCUUCACUCUUUUCUGAGACUCCUUUUUUUUUCGGUUGUUUAAUGAAACAGAACAGCAGUAGUUACCUGAGAACGAUCAGGUCACAGUAAAUGGCCCCUUCUCCUCCUGAUUUAUCUGCCACCCUCCUUUCCAAAAAAAACCUCAAAACCAACAAAAAAUCCCACAGCUCCACAUGACAAACCCUGAGAAAACCAGCAAUGAUAUGCUAUUGGUUUUGCUCAACAAUUUGAGAAUCAUUUUUAGGGGAGGUGAUACCUCUCUCUUUCCCAGGGUUUUCAAUCUUGAGUGUAAAUUUUUUUAUUUUUAUAGUUUUGUUUUUUAAUGUGGUAAAGUUCAGUGGAAUAGAAAUUCUGCAAAUUGGCUCUGUAGUGCUUUGGGCAAGGAGUAUGGAUCAAAAUCUUCCCUUUUCCUUUGCACUGUCCAUUUUUCCAAGCUGUCUUUGCUUUGGAAUCUGUGCUAAUCCAGAAGAAAAGUUUACUUGCAGCUUGUGGAGAGAUUUGCUUACAAGUACAGGCAGCUCCAUUCAUGACACAGAUGCUUUCAAUAGCAGACUGUCUAGAGUGCUGAACACCAAAGCAAAACAGCACUUAACAGCUUCAGAAAGGCUUCAACAGGAAAUUUUUCUCCCAUUCAAACAUUGCCUGAUCUUAUAGGUUCAGAUUCUAAGGGAAGAUGACAGUGGAAAUAUUGCCCAACUCCUUUUCUUUUGUUGUUUUGUUUUGUUUUGUUUUAAUAAAGAGGAGAAACAACAUCACUUUUCUGCAUGCAUUUAUUGAAGGCAUUAAAAAGAAAAAAAUCCAUAGUAAGCUUGUCAAGUACUGUUUUUCUCAAAACAAGAGGAGGCAUUUUCAUCUUUGUUGAUGUAGCUUUUUGUUUUACACAGACUUUUUGAGCAGUGAGGAUGUUUACCCUUGUCAGAAAUCAUGUUUGAUUCGUUUCUAGGAGGGUUCAGGAGUUACAAAGUGGAAUAGCAUGGAUGGCUAUAAGUGGUCCAAAAUUAAAGGCUGAACUUCUAGAUUGUGCAAGGAACUGGCUUAUGCACUAAACGUUUUGUGCCUUGGUCUACAAUUAACAUGAUUUCUGUUUAAAAGAAAAAGGAACAGAUGUUGUCUUUUUGUGCUGCUUCUACGUACAUACUUUCUGUAAUCCCAACCUGCAGAACUGGUUCUUUCCAGAAAAUCAGAUUGAAUUAAAGAUUACUGUAGACAUUUCCUGACCUACUGACAGUUUCACCGUUUCCAGAGAUUUCAGUAUUGAAAAUGAACUGCAGAAGCUACAAUUGCUUUGCUUACUGGUGACUUAAGUCCUUUAUAAACCAUAUUGUGGUGGUUCUGUGCUUUUGUACAAUGGAUGUCUUAAGCUGAGGGCAGUUUAAGGGAUCCUUCCUAAUGCCAGGAGGGCGUUGCUUUCCUCAACACUGUGAUCUGACCUGUGAUAAACCUGCACUAUAGACAAGUGGCUACCGAGUCAACUGCAAACCAACUGAAUGUAAAACCCUUAGUGCUGGUGCUGAAAUCUCUUCAGACAGUCAUAAUGAUUUCCAGUUCGUUGUUUUAAAGUUAUCAAGUGUCAAUCAAAGACUGAAGCUGUUCACUAAUGAAUGUUGACUUUUCAUGCAUUUAGGUUUACCUUCUUUUAGUUUCUCAGUUCAUUCUCUGCUAUUUUUAUCAUAUUGUGUCAUUUUAAAUUUCUUACAUGCUAACGUUUUGUUUGAGCGAAUGAAAUAAAAUUGCAAUAUAUACACGUUGCCACCAUUUAUUUCUGGAACCUCAUAGAAAACUCUCUGAGAUUUACUACUCAAAAUCCCCACAUUUUUAAUGACUGUGAUCAUUCCUUACUCCUUGAUUCCACCUCUCCUUUCUGUUUCUCCAUCAGAAGAUCCAGUAGAGAACAGUGAAGACUUAACCUUAUCAAGAAUGUAACUGCAGGGACUGUGUACAUUCAUGAAUGGUAACUGCUGUACAUAAAUUAAAAUUAAUUUCAAAUGUA
Molecule: messenger RNA, 4942 nt
Organism: Sturnus vulgaris (Common starling)
Lineage: Eukaryota; Metazoa; Chordata; Aves; Passeriformes; Sturnidae
Gene: ENAH
Product: ENAH actin regulator
Biological process (GO): actin polymerization or depolymerization; axon guidance; actin polymerization-dependent cell motility
Molecular function (GO): profilin binding; SH3 domain binding
Source: RefSeq, a predicted model, not a curated record